GUAAUUUGAUCAAGUGCUGCUUGGAAAAUAUAUUCUCCGAAAGUCACGAGAGCCCGAGUCGAACUGAAAAAUGCCGUCUUUCUCAGCUGGUUUCUGAGAAAAGUCCGUGUCUUAAAGAUCAGCAUUGGCGCAUCUCUGAAAACCACCUAGUAUCGGCCGUGAGAAGAGCUUAGAUUUCUGAUACUUCAAGAGGAAUGCUUCAAGAGAAGUUGAUUGCAGACUGUAAUCAUUAUCUUCUUCAACGACUGCAAGUAGUAUAUACCAUGCAUCUCAGCAUCAUAGAUUGCUGCUUGAUUUGAAAGACUUCCGAUCAAGGGAGAAUGUAACGGUUUGAUAUUGUACUUCUUAUACCCUAUCAGACGUUGAGUCUGGUUUUUUAUCCAAUAUAUCUUUGAUUUAAUGAGGAGAGGAAAUGCGAAGCAAAAACGGAGGUUUAAGAAAAAAAAAUCCUUUAUGUACUUCCAUCACUGUAUUAAAAUAGCCUUUGCCUUUGUGAGUGACAGUGAAUGGCAAAGACCGCUCUGAAUGUGUGCAGUUUUCAUGAAGGAGUGAAUUGAAGUCGGGUCAGGAUGUAUACCGUGGCUUUCUAUUCAUCUACCGCAGAGUGACAGCCCACCUCAAUCCUGAAAAAAACUGAGAGCUUGAGUUUGCGACUGUCAAAUAUGUAUCAUGCAGCAAAGAGAUACAUGUAUUAGAAGUCGAGGACUUGGUGGUGGAGGUGUGCCAAAUCAGAUCAUAUCCAAGUUGUAAGGAAAACAUUUUCCAAGGAAGUUACAACUUGGUGAUUUGUCCGAGCUUUUACUUUGUCUCCGCCCUUGGAUCAAAGCACAGUGACUAUGUCUUCGGGGGACCGGAGCAAGAGCCGCUCACAGUUCCACAGAAGCCUUCCCAACACCUUUGCGGCCAAUCUUGAAGACUUGCAGACCUACAGCAAACAAUGUAUAACUGCGAUGAACUCCAUGUGUCAGGCCAGCGGGCACCUGGCCGAGACAUUUGCUGCCCUCUUCCAUGACACCUCUCUGGCAGAGGCGGCUCUUAGGAUGCAGGAGGUGACUCACGACCUUGGUUCACGGACGCAGGACGCCAGCACCCAGGUUGAAGAAGAUGUAACGGGUAUGAUGAAUAGGGUCAUCAACAAGGGGAGCAGUGAGAAGUCGGAAGAAGCUGUCCAGACUUUGGCCCGUUGUUUCUUGCUGAUGCUGCAGACCCAGUAUCAUUUCUUCCAGACUGCGGCUGACCUUCAUGCACCUCUGAGUCGUUAUCAAGAACUAGAAGAUCUCUUCAUUGGUGAAGAGUGUCAACCAGAAGUCAGGGAUGCUUGUUCGUCAUGGAUGUCUGCUGCACAGCUGACGAGAUCACUCCGACGCGGUGAUAGCUUGACAUCAGAUGAAGUCAAUCUCCUGGAGACUGAGAGAGGGAAGUCCAGUCAGGAUGAUCCUAAGCUAAUGGAAGCUAGGAGAAAACUAGAAUCACAAUCAAUGAUCUACAAACAUGAGAUUGCCAUCUUGCCCCAGACGAGCUUUGCUCUACUUGGUGGGUUUCACCUGCACCUGCAAUGCCUUUCGAUGCUCCUUCGCUCAUGCUGUAUGCCUAGUGAAGCACAGGACAUCAUUAAUAGACAUGGGAGCAGCCAAUUAGCCGCUAUGGCCAUGGGCAUAGGUAACCAGACUACAGUAGGUCAGACAGAGCCUCAAGUUAACCAGCAGGAAUGGUUUGAGGCAGUGUGUAGGGAGCUCAAGACUACAACCCUUCAGGUCGAUGGGACGCUUUGCAGGCAGACGUCCAACGUCGAGGAGGACUUCAACAUCAAAAUGAAAACCAUCAAGAACCUUGUGAAAGAGCUUGCAACCCACCUAGGUUUAAUGGUAGAUGUCCAGUCUAUUACAGCACAGAUUGUUAGUCAUGCAUGUUCAUCAUUAGCUUAUCUUCAUAGUCAGACAGCAGUUCAACUUCUCUUUGGAAGAGCGUAUGUGGUUACAGCCCGUGCAGCUGAGGUGGCUGAGCCGUACAAGAGGUAUGCUCAGGUCACUUCACAGGAAGGAGCAAUUGUAAUAGAGGUACCAUCGUUAUGGGACUUGGUGAUGGUGGGCGGAGCUGGUCUCCAAGGGGUGAGUCCUGAUGUACAGGACAAUAACAAUACUGGAUCAAGUCAGCAGGCUGAGCGACAGAAGCAGCAGCAGCAGUCACAGUCUGGGCUUGGAGCGUGUGAAGUGGUCUAUUCAGCCAAGAUUGAUCUAUUAGAUGUGGUAGAGAGAAGAAGAAUAUCCUUACCCAUCAUCCAAGUGAAGUUGGUCAAGAAGGACAUCACCAUCACGGUGACCGGUCCGCACACCAGCAUGUCCAGCACCUCGAUGACCUCUACCACCCAAUCCGACAGCCUCUCCUCACCUUGCGGGAUGAAGCGCACCAUCGAGAAGCUGGUUUCAAAGUUCCGUCAGAGAGUGCCCAUCAGCAAGGCCACGCCCGCGUCAUCCUCCCCUCCCUCCGCCACCACCGCCCACGCCUCACGGUCGGCAUUCUACCUCCCUAUCAGCCAGCUGGAAGUCCAGGCAGCGGUCGUUGGAGGAGGGGUCAGCCCGGGGAACGCCAGCCACACGGCAUGCAGCAGCUUGCUGUCUUCACCAUCAAUAUCGAGUGGGUCAUCCACGAUGUCGUCUAACAGCAGUCUGUACGAGAGAGAGACUCCUGAUUCUGAUGGACCAAAGAAUAUCAAGAUGGUGCCUGGUGAGAAAGUUAUCAAGUCUGACCCCAAGGACUAUGAUGGUAAGAGCCCAAUGCUAGGACCAACGGUGACCAUCACAUCAGAACCUAGUCCUGUAGAUGAGAAAAACCAUUGGGAGACAUCCAUUAUGAGACAACAUGAUUUGACAAGGACAAAGAAGGGUCUAGCCUCCGACUCUGUUCUGGCUGACCUUGUUAAUCUUCUGUCUGGAGUUAGAGCCAGAUCCUCCUCCCACCUGGAACCAGGAACCCAAGGCAACAAGCCCUUUCAUGACAGCGUCACCCGGACCUCAAGCUCUAGUAGUACCAGCAGCCAAGGUGGGAGCGGAUGGGGUGGACGCAGCGAUGCCAACGACAACGGCAACCGCUUCGGGAACUACAACCCAUCCUUCCAAGAGGGUGAUCUGAUAGAUCGCAUCCAGGAUCAGCACUCCAGCAUGUGGCCCGUGAAGGCUUUCCCCCACCAAGCCUCCCCUCACCAGGCCCAGCAGGACCAGGUGCCGCUACGCAGGAUGUCUUUCGAUAACAACAACGAAGCAGAUUUUGCCAACUACGUGGCCAUGAACCAGCUGGGGAAGCGGUCGAAGCGCUACGGGGACAACCUGAACGUUGCCCAACAGCAGCAUCCUGGGCAUUCACCUCAGCUCUCUCCAAGGCCUAUUGGGAAAACACAGCAGCAAUGGAGCGUUGGUAGCGUCAAAGAGGAAGGCCCUAUGAGCAAGACUUGGCCAUCAUCAGAUAUGGGUCCUGAAAGGAAUGAGAAUCUAAACAACACAUGGUCCAACCCAGCUCAUGACUCUGGUAGUUCUAGUGAUGAAGCAUCUAACAGUGGAGAGAACCCCAAUACUCUCAUGUCCAUGGUGCACAGCUCACCUGCAGGCUCGGGUCUACUUACUCCUGUAUCAAGAAGAAGACACAGCAGCGGAGAAGAUACCUUACACGGCAAACCAUUCUGUCCAAGCCCUGAACCUAGUAUGCACUAUCUGGAUGUUAUUCCAACGGACAAGACAGGCACCAAGACGUGGCCACCCAAGAUGGUUUGGCAGAGACCCAACUCUCCUCAACCCCCAUCCCUCGGGACAGGCGCACCACCAGGAGGGGGCGCUGGGGGUGGUCUCGGAAGCAGCACCAACCAACUCUGGCACCACCAGUCACCAUCCAGAGAACAUCUCAAUGUCCAUGCCCCUCUCACACCCCAGUGGAGUGAUCCUCUCUCCUUGAGGGCACCGUCGGUUUGGGCACCUAGCUCCACGCCGGUCUCUCCCUCUGGAUCCAUGAACACCAUAGCUACUUCCUCUACCGCUACCAGUCAUAGUCAAGGUGCAUCGCCCAACCUCUCCAUUAGAGGACAUCCCAAGCUUGAUAGGCGCUAUGCAUACACCUAUCAUUGAGGGGUGCAUCUUCAAUCACAGGUCUACUGUACUUUGAGGGUUAUCUUCGGGGGCAGCCCAAGCUCUCAGGAGGGCAUGGCAUUAUUCUUUAAAUAUUGUCUUCAUGUGUUGGUAAUAUGGGAAUUUCAAGGGCAGCAAAGCAUUUGAGGUGAGCACCUCCUUGCCUUGUGUUAAGUCACGCUCUGAAUUUGAUUUUUUUUUUCUUUUAUAGGAUUCUAAGGCUACAGUGAUCCAUAGUGAACUUCAAAUUUGGCAACAAAACUGUUAUUUGCACUGCAUUGUUUUUGCAAAUUUUGAUGAUACAACAAUGAUUUGGAAUAUAAAUUCCUUUGCCAAAUUGUUUUUCUGGCAUCAGUGACUGUCAAGAAAUAGUAGGUGGAGAUAUUUUCCCUCUAUUCUCUUUAUCUUGGAGUUGAUAGCUGUUCAGCUGAAUCAAAAAAUCAUUGUUGCAAAAUGAUUUUUAAAAGAUGUGAUUUCCGAUUAUAUAUGUCCCAUGCCUACAGGUUUGCACAUUGUAAUGAAGUACCUACAUUGUAGAGACUUACAAAACAUAUCUUAUGAUUGUAUUGUACUUUGCCUA
This is a messenger RNA of Lytechinus variegatus (green sea urchin), 4692 nucleotides long. RefSeq names its product granule associated Rac and RHOG effector protein 1-like. Lineage: Eukaryota; Metazoa; Echinodermata; Echinoidea; Temnopleuroida; Toxopneustidae. The transcript has 14 exons. Bases 837 to 4112 code for a protein of 1091 amino acids. Gene Ontology annotation, biological process: Rac protein signal transduction. The record is from RefSeq and is a predicted model, not a curated record. Gene Ontology annotation, molecular function: CCR4-NOT complex binding.